Messenger RNA from Haliotis rufescens (red abalone), 5255 nucleotides. Its product is annotated as sushi, von Willebrand factor type A, EGF and pentraxin domain-containing protein 1-like. Bases 29 to 2221 code for a protein of 730 amino acids. The record is from RefSeq and is a predicted model, not a curated record. NCBI's taxonomy places the organism in Eukaryota, Metazoa, Mollusca, Gastropoda, Lepetellida, Haliotidae. The transcript is spliced from 14 exons.
UAAGGGAGAACACACACAUCCGUUCACAAUGGCAAGAAAGUUUCAGAACAUUCUUCUUCUUGUUUUACACAUAGCAUUUUGUCAAAUCUCCUCGGGAAGUGGUGGAUUACUUGCGGUCAGUGGAACAACGGACGCGAUAUUCUUUACUUCUGAUGUGAACACCUAUCAACAGUGUUAUAACCUAUGUGCGGCAGUGACGGUGUGCACUGCGUUCAACUUCCAUCCUAACUCCGGCAGAUGUGAGCUCAGCAUGUUUUCCAACACCCCAGCGGCGAGCGGGGUGUCCCUGUACACCGAAUUUCACAAACUGUCGGAUCAGGUUCCAAAGGAGCUGUGUCGAUCACGGCCCUGCAUGGAGGAGCAGUAUUGUGUAACGACCCAGUCUGGAGAUUCCUUCAUUUGCCUCAACUAUAAACACGCAAUCAAGUGCAAUGAUCCCCCGACAUAUGCCGGCAUGACUGUGGAGUCGGUGAUGUACCACACAUCUGGUGUGACAGCAGUAUACGGGUGUGGGGUCGGGUAUGAGGCUGCAGGAGGCCAUGAAGUCAGCUCCUGCACAAACACAAUGUGGAUCAAACCCACCCUGAUCUGUCGGGCUACAGACUGUGGAUCCCCUCCUGUACUCCCUAACAUGACCGGGACAGCGUCUACGUCGUUGUAUGGAGCCAUGGCCACAUACACCUGCUUGAUUGGCUUCACAGAGAGCGGGGCGGGGACGAGCACCUGUCAGGCAAAUGGCGCCUGGUCCAUACCAAGUUUAUCAUGCACAGUUGUAGACUGUGGGGCUCCAUCUUCUCAAACCAACAUGGAUGUGUCUGCUCCUUCCACGGAAUACGGAGCCACGGCCACAUACAUCUGCGUGACUGGCUACACAGGGAGCGGGACAAGCACCUGUCAGGCCGAUGGCUCCUGGUCCACAUCAAGUGUAGCAUGCACAGCUACAGACUGUGGAUCCCCUCCUGUACUCCCUAACAUGACCGGGACAGCGUCUACGUCGUUGUAUGGAGCCAUGGCCACAUACACCUGCUUGAUUGGCUUCACAGAGAGCGGGGCGGGGACGAGCACCUGUCAGGCAAAUGGCGCCUGGUCCAUACCAAGUUUAUCAUGCACAGUUGUAGACUGUGGGGCUCCAUCUUCUCAAACCAACAUGGAUGUGUCUGCUCCUUCCACGGAAUACGGAGCCACGGCCACAUACAUCUGCGUGACUGGCUACACAGGGAGCGGGACAAGCACCUGUCAGGCCGAUGGCUCCUGGUCCACAUCAAGUGUAGCAUGCACAGUGGUGGAUUGCCAGACGCCCGUGUCGACUUCUGUGGCUGAUCCCGUCAACUACAACUACAGCACAUACGGCAGCUCUGCUAUCUUUGCCUGUCAGUUGGGGAAGACGACGUCCUCGGGAACAGCAACAUCUACGUGCCAAGACAACGGCGCCUGGAGCGAGCCCACGUUACAGUGUACCGAUCUGCAGGAUUUGGAAACAGAUUCAUCAGCAGGAACGUCGACGUCGUUGGUGUGUGAGGAUCGGGUGUCUGGGCCGUCACUUGUUGCCGAUGAUGCUUUGGCGCCGGCUCCGUGCCAGAAUACUGAGAUUGUAACUGGGUGUUCAAGUUUGCUGGACAAUAACGAGCCUUACUCCGACGGUCAGGCGAUUGUGGUGGUGGACGGGAAGGUAGUGUGCAAUGCCGUAAACAGCUGGCAGGCCACGGGGCCUGUGCGAGGUCACGCCCGAUGCUGCUCCAUGGCUGGUCUCAAGUGCGAGUACCUCCAGAUGCCAUACACAGACAAGGCCGACAAUGCCCAGACAAGCAGGACCUGCAAGGACGGCUACUGGCCCACAGGCUGCAUUGUGAGCCACUGGCAUGGACAGUUCGAUGGCGUGUUCCUGACGGCUGGCGGCUGCACUGCACAAAACAAUGGACCCGAUGACGGCGUUUUUGGAACCACAAUAUGUUGCUCGGCCCCCAACCUCAACUGUAUCUGGGUGGAGUCGGAGGUGACUGGGAGUGGUCUUGGGGAUACAGCCUCGGUUUCAUGUCUGAGUGGCUACACUAUGACUGGUUGCAUGAGCUUCUCGCCAAACGCAGGGAAUAGAGGCGCCUACAUCGAGAACGUGAGCGGUGUCGACAGCUGCGUUGCUGUGAACGGACUGGCAAGGUCGGGCUCAGAUACACCCCCUAAAGCUGUCGCCGCUUGUUGCAAUGUCGGCUGGACUAAUGUCUAGACAGGACAACAUGGACGGCGUCUUGUCACGUGCUGGCAACCCACCAAAAAGGACCUACAUGCUUGAAAAACAACUCUGUAAUAUAUACAUGAUCCAAACACGUGACAUCUACGUCAUCACUCAGCAAGGCCCGUAGGUGCAACAGUCUCUUUACCCCCUCAACACACCCGUGACAUCUACAUCAUCAGUCUCUCUAGCCUCUCGACACACCCGUGACGUCAACAUCAUCAGUCUCCCUAACACCAGAACACACCCGUGACGUCUAAUUCAUCAGUCUCUCUAGCCCCUCAACACACCCGUGACGUCUACAUCAUCAGUCUCCCUAGCCUCUCAACACACCCGUGACGUCUACAUCAUCAGUCUCUCUAGCCCCUCAACACACCCGUGACGUCAACAUCAUCAGUCUCCCUAGCCUCUCAACACACCCGGGACGUCAACAUCAUCAGUCUCUCUAGCCCCUCAACACACCCGUGACGUCUACAUCAUCAGUCUCUCUAGACCCUGUACACACCCGUGACAUCUACAUCAUCAGUCUCUCUAGCCUCUCAACACAUCCGUGACAUCUACAUCAUCAGUCUCUCAAGCCUCUAACCACACCCGUGACGUCAACAUCAUCAGUCUCCCUAGCCUCUCAACACAUCCGUGACGUCUACAUCAUCAGUCUCUCAAGCCUCUCAACACACCCGUGACGUCUACUUCAUCAGUCUCCCUAGCCCCUCAACACACCCGUGACGUCAACAUCAUCAGUCUCCCUAGCCCAUCAACAGACCCGUGACAUCUACAUGAUCAGUCUCUCUAGCCCCUCAACACACCCGUGACGUCAACAUCAUCAGUCUCCAUAGCCCCUCAACACACCCGUGACAUCUACAUGAUCAGUCUCUCUAGCCCCUCAACACACCCGUGAGGUCAACAUCAUCAGUCUCCCUAGCCCCUUAACACACCCGUGACAUCUACAUCAUCAAUCUCUCUUGCCCCUCAACACACCCGUGACGUCUACAUGAUCAGUCUCUCUAGCCCCUCAACACACCCGUGACGUCAACAUCAUCAGUCUCCCUAGCCCCGGAUCACACCCGUGACGUCUACUUCAUCAGUCUCUCAAGCCUCUAGCCACACCCGUGACGUCAACAUCAUCAGUCUCCCUAGCCCAUCAACACACCCGUGACAUCUACAUCAUCAGUCUCCCUAGCCCCUCAACACAUCCGUGACGUCAACAUCAUCAGUCUCUCUAGCCCCUGUACAAACCCGUGACGUCUACAUCAUCAGUCUCUCUAGCCCCUCAACACACCUAUGACAUCUACAUCAUCAGUCUCUCUAGCCUCUCGACAAACCCGUGACGUCUACAUCAUCAGUCUCCCUAACACCAGAACACACCCGUGACAUCUACAUCAUCAAUCUCUCUAGCCCCUCAACACACCUAUGACAUCUACAUCAUCAGUCUCUCUAGCCUCUCAACACACCCGUGACGUCUACAUCAUCAGUCUCUCUAGACCCUCAACACACCCGUGACGUCAACAUCAUCAGUCUCCCUAGCCCAUCAACACACCCGUGACAUCUACAUCAUCAGUCUAACUAGCCCCUCAACACACCGGUGACAUCUACAUCAUCAGUCUCUCUAGCCUCUCAACACACCCGUGACGUCUACAUCAUCAGUCUCCCUAGCCCCUCAACACACCCGUGACGUCUACAUGAUCAGUCUAUCUAGCCCCUCAACACACCCGUGACGUCUACUUCAUCAGUCUCUCUAGCCUCUCAACACACCCGUGACGUCUACAUCAUCAGUCUCCCUAGCCCCUCAACACACCCGUGACGUCUACAUGAUCAGUCUAUCUAGCCCCUCAACACACCCGUGACAUCUACAUGAUCAGUUGAUCUGGUGCCUCAACACACCCGUGACAACUACAUCAUCAGUUGAUAGGGUGCCCUCACCACACCCGUGACAUCUACAUGAUCAGUUGAUCUGGUGCCUCAACACACCCGUGACAACUACAUCAUCAGUUGAUAGGGUGCCCUCAACACACCCGUGACAUCUACAUGAUCAGUUGAUCUGGUGCCUCAACACACCAGUGACAUCUACAUCAUCAGUUGAUAGGGUGCCCUUAAUCACACCCGUGACGUCAACAUCAUUAGUCUCUCUAGCCUCUCAACACACCCGUGACAUCUACAUCAUCAGUUGAUAUGGUGCCUCAACACACCCGUGACAUCUACAUCAUCAGUUGAUCUGGUGCCUCAACACACCCGUGACAUCUACAUGAUCAGUUAAUCUGGUGCCUCAACACACCCGUGACAACUACAUCAUCAGUUGAUAGGGUGCCCUCAACACACCCGUGACAUCUACAUCAUCAGUUGAUCUGGUGCCUCAACACACCCGUGACAGCUACAUCAUCAGUUGUUAUGGUGCCCUUAAUCACACCCGUGACAUCUACAUUAUCAGUCUCUCUUGCCCCUCAACACACCCGUGACAUCUACAUCAUCAGUUGAUCUGGUGUCUCAACACACCCGUGACAUCUACAUCAUCAGUUGAUCUGGUGCCCAUGUACAUGAACAUUUAACAGAGAACCCAAUUGCACGAGCUGUUCUUUACAGGAAUUGUGUGAGGUGUUGUGAUCUACCUUCACUCAUUGUGGUAUUGUUGAGAUGAGAUCAAGGAAGCCGCUCAAGUCACACACAACGCCAGCUAUAGAACUGGAAUUCGUUUUUUGCGAACUUUACAUGGAAAAUCAGUCCAUGUAAAUCAGGCCUACUUAACAGUGAAUUCAUAUAACAGUGAGUUGAAAUUCAUUCCGUCACGGUAGAGUAAUGUAUACAACUAUGUCAUCAUAAAUGUCGAUUUGACUUUUCGGUUGCUGUAGUUCCCAGUGGAAUACGACGUCAGUCGAUGACAAUCUGGCGUAAAUUAGGGUAUUGUAUGACAGACACACGUUUCAACCAGAAGCACUGGUGAUAUGGCAAAAUUGAUAUGAGAAAUUCAGGUAGUUGUUUGACAUUAUCAUUGUUAGAGUAAUGUAUUUAUGCAGAUUAAAAGAACCUUAUCUAU